AUGGAUUCAAAAUUGCCACCACCAUGUAAAUAUUUUCUGCGCGAUGAAGUCGUAAUCCACAACGAUGAAACAAGUGCGUGGGUUAUCGUCCAUGGAGUUGUUAUCGACACUACACCGUUGUUUACGGCAGCCGGACACAAAACCACGCUAAAGAAGACGCUGCAGUGGUUAUUGGCAUUUGCGGGCCAAGAUUUAAGCUUGUUCUUCCAUAACAACGAGCUUACCCCUAUUGAGCGUACCAACCGCAACGGAGAACGGGUUCCGGUCUUUGUGCCCUGUUUGGAGCGUAAUCCUGCCACCCAGCGCUGCUGGUACCGUGAUCCGGCUCUGGUCAUUGGACGCAUAACAUUCCACCCAUGCCCGGUGAAAAUUAUCAACACAUUGACAUUCCACGAGACGGAAAUGAUCAUUUGUUACGAAGAUACGAUCGGUGACGUGCGGGAAAAGUACUUGCGCUACAACGACAACGCAAAGCAGUACGAAUGGCGUAUGGAUCUGUCGGAGGGUUCGAAGGCUGGCAUGCUACGAAUGCACGAAACACUUACGGAAAACGGAUAUCAGGUCAAUCUGCGCAGUCCAAUACCGGUGAUUUGGAUUUUUUACAUUCUACCGCCGGGUACAACGGACACAACAAGCGAUACGGACUAUUCAUCCGGAAAAUAUAACCCAGUGAUCGAGCGGUCCGCAGGCGGAAUCAAGGUAAUAACACUCGCCACUACGCAGUGA
This is a messenger RNA of Anopheles marshallii, 726 nucleotides long. Its product is annotated as cytochrome b5 domain-containing protein 1. NCBI's taxonomy places the organism in Eukaryota, Metazoa, Arthropoda, Insecta, Diptera, Culicidae. The record is from RefSeq and is a predicted model, not a curated record. The coding region runs from base 1 to 726 and encodes 241 amino acids. The transcript is spliced from 3 exons.